Messenger RNA from Colletotrichum orchidophilum, 591 nucleotides. RefSeq lists its product as uncharacterized. The record is from RefSeq and is a predicted model, not a curated record. The coding region runs from base 1 to 591 and encodes 196 amino acids. NCBI's taxonomy places the organism in Eukaryota, Fungi, Ascomycota, Sordariomycetes, Glomerellales, Glomerellaceae. The transcript is spliced from 5 exons.
AUGGCUUCGAGACCCGACUUGGACGAUGAAGACUUGACCUUCCACUGCUGCGCGCCUCUUCGUCCCUCCGAGUUACUGAGACCCAUCGAUGCCGGCGACCUGGGCGGCUCAGGUCACGCAGGGAGGUCAACCUUCCUCGCCUGGCCCAUCUUUGGCCCGCUCCUCUUCCAAAACGAGACCAGCGACGCGCGCGACCACUGCGCGAAUGAGAGGACAUUCCUCAGCUACCUGCGCCUCUCAGUCUACAUGUCCAUCGUCGCCGUCGCAAUCGUCCUCUCCUUUCACCUGAAAUCCGAGCCCAGCCAGCUCGAGCUGCGCAUGGCCAAACCCCUCGGCAUCAUCUUCUGGAUCCUAGCCGUCGCGUGUCUGUGUCUCGGCAUUGGGAACUACAUUAAAACUGUAAACAAGUAUAGUCGCAAAGCUGCCAUUGUGCAGACAGGAUGGAGGACGCAGCUCGUCCUCGCCGUGGUGGCUCUCAGCAUCGUCGGCACAUGCGUCGUCUUACUCGUCGUCACAAAGAUCUCUGCCAACUCCCAAAACUCUUCCAAUACCACAGCAGCAGCUUAUGCCAUCGGACCCGUUUUGAAAUAA